AAGGCAUUGAACUCACAAGAUUAGAAAUUGUCAGGUGACAAUGCAGGUUGGCUUUUCCAACUGGGGCCAUUUUUUGCUGGCUUUCAGCAUCAUCCCUAAAAACUACCAGCACGUCCUGGCCUUUCUGUUUGCCAUUCAUGAGAUCAACAAGGACAACAAGCUGUUGCCAAAUACCACACUGGGAUCUGCUGUGGCUGGUGAUUUUUUCAGUGCAUGGAGAGCUUGUAAGGCCACCCUCAAACUGCUUUUCAAAUCACGAGGGAAUUCGUUGAACUACUACUGUGAGAAGGGAGCAAGUCUCCUGGCCGUCAUCGGUGCCUUAACCUCCCCCAGCUCCAUCCAGAUGGCCAACGUCUUAAGCACCUACAAAGUGCCACAGCUUUCCUAUGGCUCUUUUGACCCUGUGUUGAGUGACCAAACCCAGUUCCCCUUUUUCUUCCGGAUGAUUCCGAAUGAAGAACCUCACAAAACAGAGAGCCAUGAGGACUAG
Molecule: messenger RNA, 490 nt
Organism: Pogona vitticeps (central bearded dragon)
Lineage: Eukaryota; Metazoa; Chordata; Lepidosauria; Squamata; Agamidae
Source: RefSeq, a predicted model, not a curated record